Molecule: messenger RNA, 9633 nt
Organism: Myripristis murdjan (pinecone soldierfish)
Lineage: Eukaryota; Metazoa; Chordata; Actinopteri; Holocentriformes; Holocentridae
Gene: ltbp4
Product: latent transforming growth factor beta binding protein 4
Exons: 40
Coding region: 70-5781 (1903 amino acids)
Molecular function (GO): calcium ion binding
Source: RefSeq, a predicted model, not a curated record
CUAUAUGGAGGAGCUGGACGUGGAUUUGGAGGAGGUAGAGGAAGAAGAGCUGCGGAGAGGAUCCAGGUGAUGUUCACGCCGACCAUCUGCAAGGUGCGCUGCAGUCAGGGUCGCUGCGUCAACUCCUGCGAGCGAGGCAACGUGACCACGCUGUACAGCAGCGAGGCGGCACGAGGAAAAGGAGGCGAAGGAGGAGGAGGAGGAAGAGGAGGAGGAGAGGAAGAAGGACGGAGAGUCGAGUCCCAGAGUUCAGGCUUCAGAGUCUUCCUCUGUCCUCUGCUCUGUAAGAACGGCGGCAUCUGCCUGCAGAAAGAUCGCUGCCUCUGCCCGCCAAACUUCACCGGAAAGUUCUGCCAAAUCUCAGCUGCCGCCUCGCCCUCCUCCACCAAUGAGAUUGUCAAGCCUGUUCCUGCCUCCGCCCUGGGAGCCAAUGAGGAGCUGACACAGUCGGAGUUCCUCCUCCCCCUGCGGAGCCAAUCAACCGGACAGGAGCAGGAGGCGGGGCAGUCAGGCUCCAUGGUGAAGGUCCGGGUGCAGCACCCCCCUGAGGCCAGUGUGAAGAUCCACCAGGUGCUGAAGGUGUCGGGCUACAGUCCCACGCUCAGAGCGACCUCCUCCAGCUUGCGCUCCGCCGCCGUCAGGCAGUCGGCGGGCGCCCCGGCCCCCGGCGGCGGGACAGUCCAGGCCCAGAGGCUGACCGGUGACGGGACCUACAGCCAGCACUCUGGAUUCAAGUACUGCUUCAGGGAGGUUAAAGACGGCCAGUGCAGCUCUCCUCUGCCUGGCCUCAGGAGCAGGGAUACUUGCUGCCGAGGGAUUGGAAAAGCCUGGGGAAUCACUGAGUGUGUCCUCUGUCCCACUAACACAGGUCAAGGCAACAGUAGCUGCCCUGCGGGCUUUGACAGAGGCAGUGGAACAGAGUGUGUUGAUGUAAAUGAGUGCUUGCAGCCAGGGCUGUGUGAGAAUGGCAUCUGUGUGAACACCAGGGGGAGCUAUAGCUGUGUGUGUAGGGCAGGGUACAUCCUCGAUGCCUCACAUGGAAUCUGCAUCUCUCAGAGUGUGAUAUCAGAUGAGAAGAGUCAGUGUUACAGGGUUUUGGGUUCGGGUCGCGGCCCGUCCUCCUGCUCCCUGCCCAUCCUGAAGAACAUCACCAAGCAGAUCUGCUGCUGCAGCCGAGUGGGCAAGGCCUGGGGACCCGACUGCCAGAGGUGUCCUUACUUUGGCUCAGUGGCAUUUAAGGAGAUCUGUCCAGCCGGGCCUGGUUACCACUACUCAGCUUCAGCCCUGCAGUUCAGCCAGAGAGUCUCAGAGCAGCUGGGGAACGGAAGAGCUCCUGUUGUGAAUGAGAGUAACCAAGUUUCCAGCUCCAGCGGCGGCUCCUCCACCGGAGGACAGCCUGCAGGUGGAGCUUCUGUCGGCACUGACAGCUCGGUCUCUGUUCGAGGUUCAGCCGGCAGCAGCUCUGUCAACACCCACAGUGGAGCCGGCCAAUCAGCACGCGGCAGCUCGGUGACAUCACAGGCCAGUGGCUUGCCCCCCACCAGGCCUCAGCAGCCGGGGGGCGGCGGUGCCACUCCUGCCCAGAGUAAACCUCCGAGUCCAGGCAGGACCCAGCAGACCCCCGACACCUCCUGGCCCCGGGUGGAGACAACAGCAGCGAGGCCUCAGCCGCCCUCCACUGCAAGUCAAGCAGGAAGCGGCUCCUCCUCUCGGCAGGACCAGACGGCGGGUCGGGGCGACUCCCUGCCGGCUCCAGCCCAGCCAGAGAGCCCCGUCGCUGGGUCACGGCCCGGCGGAGCGUCGCCUCCUCUCCAGAGCAGACCGGCCGUCAGCCCGACGAGUCGUCCCACCCGAGUCCAGACCGCAGCACGCAGUGUGUGUGAGACCAGGCCUGGUGUGUGUGGACAUGGCCGCUGUGUGGACCAGCCAGAUGGAAAACACGUGUGUGUGUGUGAUCAGGGCUUCCAGCCCAACAGUCAGCGCACAUACUGCCAAGACGUGGAUGAGUGUGCGCGGUCUCCAGCUGUGUGUUCAGUAGGACGGUGUGUGAACAGUGUCGGCAGCUACAGGUGUGUGUGUCCGCCUGGAUACAGGAGCAACAGCCAGCAGACCGACUGUCAGGACGUCAACGAGUGUCUGCAGAAUCCCUGCGGCAACGGUCGCUGUGACAACACGCCCGGCAGCUUCAGGUGCAUCUGUCGCCAUGGUUACCGGCUACACGGCAACACCUGCACAGAUGUAGAUGAAUGUGCGGACCCCCUGCGGUGUCCAGGUCAGGAGUGUAUAAACAGCCAGGGCUCGUACAGAUGUGUCUCCUGUCAGCCUGGGUACGGACUGCUCAACGGGCUGUGUACAGAUAUCGAUGAGUGUCGGCAGGUUUCCUGCUCCAACGGUCGCUGUGAAAACUCUCCUGGCAGCUACCAGUGUGUCUGUCACCAUGGUUACAGGCUCCAGAACAACACCUGUGCAGAUGUGGACGAGUGUGCCGAGCCGUCUCAGUGUCCCGGUCAGAUGUGUGUCAACUCUGUGGGAUCGUACCGCUGUGUGUCCUGCCGCCCCGGAUACACACUUACCAACAGACAGUGCACCGAUGUGGAUGAGUGCAGUCGGUCUCCUUCAGUCUGUGGUAGAAACUCUGAGUGUGAAAACACAGUUGGCAGCUACAGGUGUCGCUGUGCACCAGGAUACAGGCUGCAGGACAACACCUGCACAGAUGUUAACGAGUGUGAGGGUGGGGCGUCCUGUCCAGGUCAGGAGUGUGUGAACACGGAGGGAUCAUACAGUUGUGUGGACUGUAAGGAGGGCUUCCACAGCGUGAACGGACAGUGUGAAGACGUCGACGAGUGUCGGCAGAGUCCCUGCAGCAACGCUCGCUGUGAAAACACCCCCGGCAGCUUUAAGUGUGUCUGUCACCAUGGUUACAAGCUGGACGGCAACACCUGCACAGAUGUAGAUGAGUGUGCGGAGCCGUCUCAGUGUCCAGACCAGCAGUGUGUUAACACCGUGGGCUCAUACCGCUGUGUGUCCUGUCAGCCCGGGUACAGCAGCAAGGACGGGACCUGCAAGGACGUAGAUGAGUGUGUGAGGGAGCGGGCGUGCGAGGCCCAGCGAGUGUGUGUUAACACUGUCGGCUCGUUCAGAUGCGACUGUCUGCCCGGAUAUCGCAGCUCUGGCCCGGGCAGACAGUGCAGAGACAUCAACGAGUGUUUGCAGGGCGAGUUCUGCUUCCCCAGAGGAGAGUGUGUGAACACGCAGGGCUCCUACAGGUGUGUGUGCGCGCAGGGAUUCACACUGAGCGACAACGGCACCGCCUGCCUCGAUGUGGAUGAGUGUGUGAGGCCAGGUGUGUGUGUGGACGGGCGCUGUGUGAACACUGACGGCUCCUUCCAGUGCCAAUGCCAAACCGGCUUCACCACCAACCCUGAGAAGACGGCCUGCCUCGAUGUGGAUGAGUGUGUGUCAUCCGGCGGUUCGGUUUGUGGCUCUCAGCGGUGUGAGAACACGAUUGGUUCAUACCGCUGCUUCACUUCCUGUCAGCCGGGCUACCGCGUCACAAACACCGGGGAGUGUGUUGAUAUCAACGAGUGUGCCAACAAGACGGUGUGUGGCGACCACGCCUUCUGCCAGAACCUGAUAGGAACCUACCAGUGUGUGUGUGACCAGGGCUACACCUCCACCGCCAACGGCAAGGGCUGCGUCGAUGUGGAUGAGUGUGUGUCAUCCGGCGGUUCGGUUUGUGGCUCUCAGCGGUGUGAGAACACGAUUGGUUCGUACCGCUGCUUCACUUCCUGUCAGCCGGGCUACCGCGUCACAAACACCGGGGAGUGUGUUGAUAUCAACGAGUGUGCCAACAAGACGGUGUGUGGCGACCACGCCUUCUGCCAGAACCUGAUAGGAACCUACCAGUGUGUGUGUGACCAGGGCUACACCUCCACCGCCAACGGCAAGGGCUGCGUCGAUGAGGAUGAGUGUGUGUCCAUGCAGGGUGUGUGUGGUUCGGCUCGUUGUGAGAACGUGGACGGAUCCUUCAUGUGCGAGUGUGACAGAGCGGGAGAGGAGUUUGACGCCAGGACGGGACAGUGUGUGAGCCCUGCACGACCAGGACGAGUCUUCCCCAGCACCUCCUCGUCCUCCUCUUCAUCCUCAUCUUCCUCCUCCUCAUCUUCGUCGUCAUCGUCAUCCUCCUCCUCCCCCUCCCAGCCCGGUGUGGGGGGUGCUGGAGGGGGGGUGUCGGUGCACUCCCCGCUCCCGGCGCCCCGUCCCGGCGAGCUGACGGAGUGUUACUACAACCUGGCGGAGCAGGGCGCCUGCAGCGUGCUCGCCACCAACAGCAGCCAGCAGGAGUGCUGCUGCACCGUGGGAGAGGCCUGGGGGCUGGGCUGCCAGUACCACGCCUGCCCCGCCACACACACCGCCGAGUUUCUGUCUCUGUGUCCCAGUGGGAGAGGAUACGUCACCACCGGACCAGGAGCCUUCAGCUACAGAGAUGUGGACGAGUGUAAGCGUUUCCAUCCGGAGGUGUGUAAGAACGGAGUGUGUGUCAACAACAUCCCAGGAUACACCUGCUACUGCUCCAGUGGAUACGUGUACGACAGCACACUGCUGGAGUGUGUCGAUCAUGACGAGUGUGAGGAGGACAGCUGUGUGGGCGGAGUGUGUGUCAACACCGUGGGCUCGUACUACUGCAGCUGUCAGCCGCCGCUGGUGCUGGACGACACACAGCGCAACUGUGUCAACUCCUCCCACCUCACCGUGGAUGAGAGUCUGUCCAUCUGCUGGCAGCAGGUCACAGCAGACCUGGUGUGUCAGAGUCCUCUGCUGGGAGCUCAGGUCACCUUCAGCGACUGCUGCUGCCUGUACGGAGAGGGCUGGGGGCUGCAGUGUGCCCUCUGCCCUGCCACUGACUCUGAGGAUUAUGCCAGAGUCUGCAGCUCGGUCUUACCUCCUCCUGCGUUUCCUGAAAGUUUCCCUGAGCCGUACGGAGCCGAGACCGGAGGGAGGCUGCCAGCUGGAGGAGGACGAGGUGGAGCAGGAGCUCCUCCCUACAGCGCCCCCUAUGGUCCAGACUACGACGACUUCCCUCCAGCAGGGGGCAGCAGGUCGGGCUUCAGAGGCACGACGCCCGAGGGAGGGUACAGGAGGACCGGAUACGGCGCCGGAGGUUACUACAGUGAAUCAGACUACAGCCCCCCUGACAGCACCCCCCCCAGGCUGCGACUGGCCGACCCCCGGUCUGAGAGGGCGUUCGGGGCCCGGCCUCCUCCUCCAUCCGUGCCCGAGGGCCUCCCGCUCAGCCUGGCCCCCCUGCCAGGAGCCCCGUACGAGGAGCAGGAGGAGGAAGAAGAGGAAGAGAGGCUGUGGAGAUCAGGACCACCGUUCCCUCCCUUCACUGACCGGAGAGGAGGAGGAGGAGGAGCAGGAGGAGGAGGAGGUGCAGCAGCAGCAGCAGGAGGAGGAGGAGGGCCACCACUCAGGGUGUAUGAGAGGCGUUACGACUCUUAUGCCAGCCUGAGCACAGCAGAGGAUUGUGGGAUACUACACGGCUGCGAGAACGGCAGGUGUAUUCGUGUCGCCGAGGGUUACACCUGUGACUGUUACCCAGGAUACGAACUGGACAUGACCUCCAUGACCUGCAUAGAUGUAAACGAGUGUGAGGACGGCAUCAGACUGGACUUCCCAUGCGUCAACGCCCGCUGCGUCAACACCGACGGCUCGUACCGCUGCGUCUGCAGGAGAGGAUACAUCAUGUCACGCAGACCCAACCACUGUGUGGCUGCAUAGACCGGACCGGGCCGGACAGGGCCGGACAAGGACCAGAUUAGAGCAGGGUGAACUAGACCAGACUAGGACUAGGUGAAAGUAGACUAAACUACACUGGGUGAGAGCACAAUAGACAAGGACUAGAUUAGACCAGACUAAACUGUACUGCGUCACAUUAGACUAGACUAACCUUGACAAAAGUGAAUUCGACAAGGACUAGACUAAAUUAUACAAACUAGACGGGGCAAAACAAAACUAAACUGGACUAGGUUAGGCUAGAUUAGACUGGACCGGCCUUGACUAUAACAGACUAAGAUGGAUUUGGCUAGAUUGCCCUGUGUUGCACUAAACUGGACUAGAAUGGUCUCUAGACUGAAUUAGACUAGAACAGACUAGGUUAGACAGGACUGCACUGAUGGGGCUAUAAUAGUCCAGACUGGGCUAGGUUAGACAGGACUACAUCAGACUGGACUUGAAUAGGCGAGGACUAGACUAGACUGGACUUUAGUAAGCAAGAUUUGAUGAAAACUAGACUAGACAGGACUAAACUGAAUUGGAUUAGACUAGAUUAGGCACUAUGAGUUCAAACUAGACUACACUGGAUUAGACUAGAUUACAGUAACCCUGACCACACUAUGUUCAACCAGAAUACAUUAAGCCUACCUUAGUCUAGUCUAGUUUUUUUAGCCUUUGCAGCCUGUUAGCCAAACAAAGUUAAAUUUACCUUUGAUUCAAACACUGUGUUGUCAUGUUUUGGUCAUGCUGAGUCUCUGUUAAUCUCUAAUCCAGAAUCCCAAAACUAAAACCUGAUUUACCCCAGUUACGUGGCAUUUGUCCUGCUAACCUUUUUUAGCCAGACAAGAUCCCAUUAGUUUAGCUAAGUCUAACAGAGGUCUUAUAUUAGUAUAGACAUGCCUUAAAUAAGAUUGGAAUAAACUUAGAUGUGCUACAGGUUAACAGCUUAACUUAGACCAGCUAUGCUACAUUUUAGACAAAAGUAAAGCUGAAACCAAGCUAGCCCUGUUUAGCCUUAAAGGGAAACUGUAACAUUUUCCCAACUUUCCCAGACUGAGACCAGAUGUUGGACACCAUUUUUCCCUCUGGACGUCCAGUGGUUCAGUUCCUAUGGGUAGCAUUUCCUGUUAGCUUAGCAUAAAGACUUGUAGUCUAUGGGAGUUGUUAGCCUGGCUCCGUCAACGGCUUGAUAUUAAAAAAAAAAAAAAGUUGAGUCUGUGAUAAACAGAAUCAUAAAUGUGUACAUUUCUAGUUCCACCAUCUAAUUUCUCCAGCAACCACUUUCAUUUUUUUUUUUUUAAUCCAAGUCUUUAAGCUAAGCGAACACAAAAUGAAACCAGGACGUACAGACGUGUACAUGGCAUUGAACAUCUCGUAUCACUCUUGGGAAGUUUGAACAGAACGUCAGAGUUUCCUCUCAGCAGAAACCAAGCCAGUGCAGUGGAAACCAGUCUGCCCAGUUUGGCUGUGGGACGGCAGCCCAGGUGGCUCCCAUCUGUGUGCUCUGACAUCCUGAUGACCUGCUCGCUGACACAGUAAUUAUAUUGUAUGUUGUUAAAGUUUGGAGGGUUUUCUGUAACCAGAGGAAAAUGUGCUGAGACCAUUUGAAGUGUUUUCAGUUGAACCAUGAAGAGAUCAAGUUGUUCUGCAGAGGCUGACCAGCAUCCCACAGCCACACACCGCGCCACACACCGCGCCACACACCGCGCCUGCCACCAGACAUGGUUUACUUCUCCUGCUCAUUUUGUCCUGAUAAACCAUCCACAGCCUGACUGAGGCUGACAAAUCAAGGAAGGAGGGAAAGAGAUGACAGCGACUGUGUUUACAUGGACUUCAGUUUCCUGGGUCUGAUCUGGUUUUGUGUUUGCACAUGUAAACAUCACAUCCAGAUUUCUGAAUCCUAGAUAAGCCCUUAUCCUGGUUUUGAGAACCAUGAUCAUGCCAGCUGGAGUUCUCUGAGAGAAACCGGAACGCUGCUGCCUGUUUACAGCUGUAACACCGCCAAGACUGUCAGUAGGCCUAGUGUGUAGACUGAGCACAAGCUGUCCUCAGGCAAGCUGUGUGUUUUAAGCCCAACUUUAUUCCACAUCUACUCCUUUUCAAAAACAUCUACAAGUCAGCCAGCUGCUUCCUCGAGCCCUCAGCCCCUCAACAGCAACGUCGCCUGGCGUUUUUAGGAGCACCUGUCAACCGUUCAGUCCACAGCACGCCGACAGAGAGCACUGUUACAUAGUCUAAGGAACAAUUUGGCCUCUGAAAGAAUAUUUGUGGUUUUCAUAAUUAUCCCAAGUCUUUGAAUAAAAAAUAACACAAAUAAGACAAAAUACAAAGAACUUUAGAAAUGGUGUUUUUUUUCUCCUUAAUGUAUAAAACACACUGAACCGAAACUGAGAUUGUGACCCAAAAACCGGCGUACAAACCCAGCCGCGGGUUUAUUGAACCGUUACACCCCUGAUGUUAGAGACAGUCUUAUUAAUUUGAGAAUUUACUGUCAGUUGUAGUUUGCUGCAGUAUUGAGUGUGUUGACGGGCAUUUUUAAAAUUAUUUAAGAAAAUUUAAAAAGUAUUGAUGUUUGCAAAAGUUCGUAAUAAAUGAAAAGCUAUUUUAUGUUUGGCAUUUUUUUCCCCUUGCUGUACCGAAAAUGAACUGUAGUGUGAUUUUCGUGUACCGUUACACCUGUAAUGCAAGGUCAGCAGCUCCACAGGAGUAUCAGAUUAAAGGUUUGUGUCUCUGUGUAAACGCCACUUCCUGAAUCUGAUCCAAACCGGGAUCAGCGUCAGAACCAGGAAGCUGUCCAUGUAAACCCAGUCGGUGUGGUGCAGAUGUUGGUGUAAUCUAGACUAAGGUUUGCUGCAGAGCUCAGGUGUGUAAGCAAUAUUUAUGGUGACGACGACCGAGACUUUUACCAGACGAUAAUCUGUUGUAGUGAGGCUGCCAUGUGAAGGACGCCAUCCUUCAGAGAAAGGAGGACAGCAUUCUUGAUUUUAGUUGUUUUAUCGUUUUGAAGCAAAAAAAAAGAAAACUGAUAUUAAUGUAGAUUAAUGCCUGCCUAAUCCAAAUCAAGUUCCACGGCUUCAGAGUCAGCGUAUCAUAAAAAACACACGCUAACGUUACCGUGCACAGCGCAUGCCGACGAACACGCUAACCUCCUCGCCGUCGCUUUGCGUUGUUUUAAAGUUCAAUAAAAAUAUGACAUGACUUUACUAAAACCAAACUGAGGAAACGUCAGCGAGCCUCCGGCUGCUGUUUCCUGACGUCUGACAGGCUUCAUCUGUUAAUUUAUGUUGUUGUGUUUUUUUUUUGUUUUUGUUUUUUUGUCAGUUAGCUUUUGUCGAUUUGAUCUGGUGACUUUUAUGGAAAUACUGAAUGUGACUUAUUUUUUUCAAACAAGUUAUGAAUCACUGAUGUGUCUGUACAUUUAUUCUCAAGGCAGACAGAUAAGAGCUUUUCUUUUUUCUCCAGAGCUUAAAAACUUUACACUUUCAAACGGAGACUAUAGCUUCACUCCUGAAUGUACCAGAUGCUGACAGAAGGCUCGACUGAUGAUUAGUGCCUGUAUCAUGUAAAUAAUAAUGACUAAAUUCUACAAAAUAAUCUUUUUAUACCAAAUGAAUGAAGCUGUUUCAGCUGGUAGAAAGGUUUGAUGUAGUUUCUGAUGGUUAACAUGCACUGUAUCUGCCAGAGACCAAGCUGGUGUGCUCACACACUUCAUUUUGUAAACAGUUCCUGUUUUUAAUUUUUGUAGUCUCUGGUACUUGUUAUAUUGUCCUUUUUUUGCUCAAUGAUUCUCUUUUUUUAUCAUAAUUGUUUGUAUGACAAAAAAUGAAAAUAUAUUUGCACACACUUUAUUGAAAAGUG